Messenger RNA from Acytostelium subglobosum LB1, 1017 nucleotides. RefSeq lists its product as hypothetical. The record is from RefSeq and is a predicted model, not a curated record. Gene Ontology annotation, cellular component: nucleus; preribosome, small subunit precursor; preribosome, large subunit precursor. Gene Ontology annotation, biological process: rRNA processing. The annotation marks the transcript as partial. The transcript is spliced from 2 exons. Lineage: Eukaryota; Evosea; Eumycetozoa; Acytosteliales; Acytosteliaceae.
CUAUUUAUAGAUGUCUGGGGAGCAGAUAAGCCAUUGUGGCAAGAGGAAUUGAAUGUUAAGAUAUCAGAAUUGAUCACAAGUUGCAGGAGGACAGAGACAGCAUUGUCGUUUAUAAAGUCAUUCUAUACUACCAUGUUGCAGAACUGGGUGAUGCUCGAUCGUCAUCGUCUGGACAAGUAUUACUCACUCGUGAGAAAGGUGGCCAACAAGUCGUUCGAGCUGUUGGUGCGCCAUCACGACGAUGACAAUGGAGCAGGCAUCAUCUUGAUCCAGGACUAUAUCGAGGUGCUCAAGGCCACCUGUCUCAACCCAAAGAAUGACAUCGAGUGCAAUGGACUGAUCUUGCACAUUGCUGAUGUCUACUUGGUAGAGCUGUACAAGGUCACAAAGGGCGAAGUCUCAUCAAUGUCACUCAAUAAGUUGUUGAUGCCAUUUAUCAACUUCAUGGCCAAGUCCGAGGAUGAGGUAUCAAGGAAUCGUAUUCGCGAGCGUGUCUUUGAGCGUAUCCUCACCACGUACGCACCAUUUGGCGAGCGUGAUCCAUGGAUGGUUGAUCUGCCAGAUGAUCUCGAUGACAAUGGAGAGGUCAUUCCAACCAUAUUCCCAACAGACUAUCAUGUGAUCUCACAAGUGUUGCUAAAGAUUGCUUCAUCAAAGAACACAGAGAGUGUGAAUAGGAAGAUAUUGUACGGCCUGAGCAACAAGUUCAACAAGAUCAAUACUAGAUUGAAGGAGUUGGAGGAGUUGUCUGAGGGUUUGAUCGAUGAGGAGACUGGUCUACCAAUCAACCAGGAUGAUGAUGAUGAGAAUGAUGAAGAUGCAGAGAUCCAAGAAGAAAUGGAUGAGGAGGAGGACGAUGAGGAUAUGAUCGAUGAAGAGGAAGAGGAGGAGGAGGAAGAGGAAGUCCCACCUCCACCCCCAACAAAGGUAUCAAAGAAGUCUGUUGCGCCAAAGAUGCAGGUCAAAUCAACAGCAGCGCCAGUCAAGAAACAAGUUGCCAACAACAAGGGAGGAAAG